Molecule: messenger RNA, 2989 nt
Organism: Trichoplusia ni (cabbage looper)
Lineage: Eukaryota; Metazoa; Arthropoda; Insecta; Lepidoptera; Noctuidae
Gene: Paip1
Product: polyadenylate-binding protein-interacting protein 1
Exons: 8
Coding region: 195-1460 (421 amino acids)
Biological process (GO): regulation of translational initiation
Molecular function (GO): translation activator activity
Source: RefSeq, a predicted model, not a curated record
UCCAUCUCCUUCGUUCAAAGUAACAUGGAGGUUGUGCUGUGAAAUUAGUAGCGAAGUAUAUUUUUCUUUGUUUACGUGUCGAAUCUGUCGAACUAUAAAAAGCGUACGGAAUAUAGAGAUAUAUUUUUGGCGAUUUAUGGAUUUAAGUCAGAGAAAACUAUAUAUAGAGUCAUUGUUGUCUAGUAAGCGUUAAAAUGAAUAACGGUGAGAUAGGUGGUGGGCCCAGAGGCAGAGGCCGCGGAUGGCAGCAAUCCGAUAAUCAACCACGGGAGCUUCGUAGGCCAAGGAUUGUUGCUGAGGAAUCUAAAGGUAUUGAAAAUCCUCCUAAAUCAAACCUCUCGGCUGAUGCUAAGGAAUGGUAUCCACCCAACUACACUGCGCAUGCAGUACCCACAUAUACCCCAGAUCCGGCGCCGUACAGGCUACACCGGUUUUCGGUGCAGGACCGUCUUCGUCAAGCUCAAGACCAAGACCCCUACAGAUUAGAGGAAAUGUCAUACUCUCUUGAGGAAGCCGAAAACAUGGAAUUAAGGUCUGCCGUUCCACAGGAGAACAUAGCAAACUUGAUAACAGUGAUGUGUGAGAUAACAUUUGAUCCUGGCAAGUUUGAUACCUUGUGCGGCCCAUUGGUUGAUGCGUUUGCCACCACGCUACAUGAUGUCAGCUAUACUAGGCCUCUAGUUGAAGCUAUAGUGAAUCAGUCGAUAGCUGAGCCGAACUUCCGUUACAAUGGUGCGCGUCUCUGCUCGAUGUACGAUUCCGUAUCGCCACCUGAGGAAUCCACUUUCCGUGCGUGUUUGUUGGAGCGGUGCUCAACUGAAGAGAACAAGAUCAUCAGCGGUCUGGAGACUUCGGAGGAGAACAUGCGUGGCUUCGCCAUGUUCCUAGCCGAGAUUUAUACCCAACUGGAAGAUAGCCAGGGAGGAAGAAUCAAAACUCUAGGUGAAAGUCUGUGCAAAGUGCUGCUCCAUUUACUGGACACCGACAAGGAAGUCAACAUCAAAGCUGUUUGUCAACUAUUGAAAUUGUCGGGCAUAGCGUUGGACGCAGACUGCCCGGCGGGCAUGCACGCGGCCUUCGAGCGGCUGAAGCGGCGCUCGCAGCUGGCGUGCGUGCGCGGCGUGGUGGCGCUGCGGGCCGCGCGCUGGGGCACCGCCGAGCCCGAGCCCGCGCCGCAGCCGCCGCCGCCGCAGGACCCGCGCCGCCGACACAACUACGCCGCAAUGAACGGUGAAAUGGAAAGCGGUCCGAGCGAUGGCGGCUACCUGGCCGACGGACAUACGUUGACGGCAGAGGAGCGCGCCUUCCUCCAGAGCAACCUGCCGCCUGGCAAGAACGUCGCCCUCGACGAAGACAUACUUGAGGAGCUAGAGAACGACGCGUGGGACACCGGCAUGGACGCGGAGAUGCAGGCCGGCUUCCUUGAGUUCCUCAAGAUGUCCAAUCAAAUCAAACGAUAACCGCACGUUGCGACGCGCCCCUUCCCUCGCGGGGCACAGACCAAACUGCGUCUACUAUGCUAGGACAAUGGUGAAAAACUAUAAAAAAAAUAUAAAAUAUAUAAAACUAUAAAAAAGAUUUAAUGGGAGCGAUCAACCGACGAUUUAAAUAUGAGUUUGAUCUUAAGACCUUAGCGCAUAUCACAGCAUCGAGUCGCCGACAGCGGCGUGUCGCGUGUUAGGUGUCCGCUUGACGAGAUGAUAUGCCGACUGUUAACUAGCAUCUUAAUUAACAGUUUCCACCUUAUCUACUUAAAGGACAACACCAAGUUUACUUUUAGGUGCUCCAUCUUAGUGGUUUAAGUAUCAGGAUAUGUACCGACUUAAAGCUUUUAAUUUUAGAUUUCAUAUGCUUUUAUGUAUGACCAAAAUAGGAUACUUUCAGUAUAAACAACAUCUUAUAUUUUUAGUGUGAUAUUUUAUCUUUUGGUCUGUUGUUCCGGAGGGUCUAAUUGUGUUUACGUAUAAGUAAAAUAGUUUUGUUAUAAUUAAUUGUAUUACGUCUUAAAUUGCCCAGUUAACUUUUCAAUAUUAUACGUAAACACAUUUCAUUGACUUGCAUCAUGAAGGCUAAAUGUAAACAAGUGUAGGUAACUAAGUGUUUUAAUUAAUAAAAAAAGUAGUGUUGUUUUUCUUAUUGUUAAGCUGCAGAUAUAUUUUAUAUAUACUAGUUCCCACCACUAAAUUUGACGGCCAUAUUUUAGUCAUUUUUCUUGUUUACAUUUCGUCUCUCAUCUAAUGUUUAGUGAUCUCAUGAUUUCUCCAUUUAUUUUUUUCUAUUUCAGUACAUAGGAAAAAACAUUGCAUUAAUUUUGGGGUUUCUUCACAUUUACUUACAAAAUACAGAAAAUGUCGAAACAAACCUAAGUAUAAUAAAUAAACCUUCUGUGUGCAAAGAAUAAGGCUAAAUACUUCCAUUCCAUUGAAAACAAUGCCCACUGGAGAAAAAUGUUACAUAAUAAUAUUGCAUAAGUUAGAAGGCUGAAAAUUUUUUAUUUACUUAAAUGACAUUAUGUCCAUUUUACUGAUGAAUUAAUUAUUGUAAUAAUUGUUAUAAUUAAUUGAUGAGGUGUACCAUUAAAUGACAAAUUUAAUUUCUUUAUAACUUUCUUUGGCACAAAUCUGGUUAAGAUACCAUUAUGUUCACAAUUUAAGUGCAAUCAUUUGAAGUUGUUUGCGUUUUACUCAACUUUGCGUCGUUAUUACUCUUUAAUAGUACAUAAGUUACAGUAGGAACAUCUUGAAGAGCAUUUAGUUGUUCUACCGAUACUUCCAGUUGCAUUUUCUCAUGACUCGAACGGUUUGUCGAUGUUCACUCGAACAAUAUGUUUUGCCAAAUUCGUUACACUUGUGUCGUGUGUUGUGAAUAUAUUUGCCUAUUUCAAAUGAGUGAGACGGCGUGACAGUUGCCUUGUAUGAAAUGGAUUUUAGCCAAUGACCUAAUUGCUGUUCGAUAGACUAAAGUGUUCUAUAAUAGCGCUAAUAACAAU